Acanthoscelides obtectus is the source of this 222-nucleotide messenger RNA. Lineage: Eukaryota; Metazoa; Arthropoda; Insecta; Coleoptera; Chrysomelidae. The record is from the annotation of a GenBank genome assembly.
AAAACAUCAAGAGAGUUAGGUUGUGUCAACAACUCGGCAGCCAACGCAUAGAACACUUAAUUGAAUGAUUUUUUCUAAUUUUUCGUUAGUAAUUUAUCUGCCAAGUUAUUUGUUAUUUAGUUACUUUUGUUACUUAGUUUUUACUAUGCUAAUUUACGUUAAAUGAAGCAUAUUGUUUAGCAUUUCCUUUCGGAAAUAAGACGCUUCUUAUUGCUCCGAUUC